Debaryomyces fabryi is the source of this 8853-nucleotide messenger RNA. RefSeq names its product DNA-binding protein kinase (gene TEL1). Lineage: Eukaryota; Fungi; Ascomycota; Pichiomycetes; Serinales; Debaryomycetaceae. Gene Ontology annotation, biological process: DNA repair. The record is from RefSeq and is a predicted model, not a curated record. Bases 1 to 8853 code for a protein of 2950 amino acids. The transcript has a single exon. Gene Ontology annotation, molecular function: protein serine/threonine kinase activity; protein binding.
AUGUCAUCAUUCGACAUUAACAAGGUUGUUUCAUGGUUGCAAUCCACUAAGAUAAAGGAUAGAAAUGAUGGGUUGAGUCUAGUGGAAGACUUAUUAAACUCAAAGUUCAAGCUCAAUCCAAAACAAUUUGAUGUCUUGGUUGUUUCAAUGUUCAAAUUGAUUGAAAAUGAACAGAUAAGUUAUUCAAAGAACAGAACAACUAGUACUGAAUUGAGGUUAUCUUCUGGUUCGAAUUGUCUUAAAUUGUUGAUAGAAAGAUCGUUGGAUUACAAUCAAGAGUUACGAGAUUCUAAUAAACCUAUUAAAAUAAAAUACAAAUUCUACAUGAGUGUAAUCCAUUCAAUACGGAAUUAUUACUUUAUUGAAGAUGAUAUAUUAGAACCUUGUGCAUUAGACUUCACAAAAAUUUUAUCUUGUAUCACAAGCCAAGGCUUUUUCAAGGAACACCUAAAUUAUGAAGAUUGGUUACAAAUCUAUAAUCUUAUUAUUAAACUGUCGAACUUUGUCCUUGACGAUUUAACCAAAUUAAACAUACAUGAAAAAUUGAUCAUUGAGAUAUUCACGUCACUCCAUUUCCUUAUUCAAGCUGAUUCAUCAAUAUCAGUGAACUAUUUGCAAUUAACAACAUCAACUGUUCCUAAUAAUUAUUUCAAACUUCUAAGGGUUCUUUCCAAAACAUGCAUAUAUUUUAAAAAAGAAAGCAUACUAACAGUGUUGAUAUUCAAGGUUAUUAAUAAGAUGAUUAUUGUGCUAUGCACCGAAAACAUUAAAUUUAUAAAUAAAUUGAUCCAGAUUUCAAUAAAAUUAAUGAUAUCAUUUCACCAGACACAAUUAGAUUCUUUGCAAAUUCAAUUUCUUAUAUUCCUUAAUUUGUCUGCUACUCAUAAUUUCUUAAAUUUGCAUAACUUACCAAAACUAAUUGGAGAUUCUUCUAUUAUACUGGACGAUCCUUCCGAUUCUCGGCAAGAUAUUUCAAUAAGAUCUAGCGAAGAUUCAAGCACAAUUAAUCAGUCUAUUGAUAGCAUCACAGAUAGUGAUAGUGACGAAGUAACCCUUUAUAAUGUCGGUGUACUUAUCCAAAAUUUAGCUACCAAGCUUUAUUCCUCAAACAAUCAGAUUAACUCGGAAGAUAUAUGCUUUCUUCGAAUACCUAAUGAUGACAAGGUCUGGUUCAAAUUCCGUUCAAUUUAUUUGAGAGCUAGUGCAUAUGAUGAGUCUAAUAGCGUUCAGUCUUGGUUGUUUAUUGCUGGGUUAUCAAAAUUAAUUAAUUCAUAUUUCGAAUUCAAGAAAUCAUUAUAUGAGCAUAAUAUAUUUAAUUCUAUUAACACUUUGAAUGCCUCUGGUGUGAGGUCUGAAACUAUCCAUCAAAAUAAACGCCAAAAGCUAGGUGUAUUAAGUGAAGCAUUGUAUCAUUCAAAUAAUAUUCUGGAGUUUUGCAAUAGACUUCUCAUCGACAAAACUGAUUAUAAAUUACAGCAAGCUGGAAUGCAAAUUUUGACUUUUCAUCUAGAAAUAUAUUCGCCUAAGGUUGACAUAAAAUCUUUAAACAGUAAAACAAAUAAUAAUAACAUAAGAUUAAGCGGCAAUUCCAGUACAAAAAGUAGUAGCAUAUUAGACAUAAGUGAUUCAACAUUUCUUAAUUCAACUUUUGAUUUUCCGCUCCUGACAAAUGAUUCUGAAUCACUCUUUAAUGUUAAUAUUAUUCUUAAAAAUGUGCUUAAUUCAUUUGAUACUGAUGAGCUAAAUUACUGGUCAUUGAUGGUAGCUAGAGCAAUCAUUUAUGAUUCUUUACAACGCCUGAUUCAUAUUGAUAAAAAGUUCUUCUUCCAGUUGCUUAAAAUUGCAUUACAACUUAUCAAAAACAAAGAAGUAUCUAGGGUUUCGUGCAGUCUUGCUUAUUCAAUUAUCAGUUGUCAUUCAAACGAAGACUUGAAUAAGAUAAUGGACAAAUCUUUAAUAUUACAAAUUGAUAAUCUCAUAGAUUUAUCUGAAAUCAAUGGACCCUUCUCCAUUUGUGAAGAAAGUUUUCAAUUAUGGUAUUCGAUCAAUAAGAUUGUUAGAAAUAUUAACCUUUCGAGAAAUUUCAUAUUGGCAGAAAGAAUUCAAGACUGGCUCAUCUGCAAAUGGGAUUUAACUUCUAAUAUUAAUACAGGCUUCUGGUAUUCUAGCAUUAAUUCGACAUUUGAGGUUGUAAACUUCGUAUGUUGGCUAGGUGGUAUUGAUAUUGAAGAAAACGAUCAGCAGAAUAUGCUGAACUCGUAUCGUGGUGAUUUAAAUGAAGCAGAUUUAUUUAUGAAUUCAUAUAAUGAAUUAGAAAUGUUCUUGUUAGAUAAUUAUAAAUUGCGUGAAAGCAAUAUGUCCUUAAGGACUGAGAUUAAAUUUUACAACUUGUCUGAAAAUAAGACUUUUGAUUACCUUUUAAGUCGAAUAAUUGAGACUGGUAAAAGUUACCUAAAAGAUGAACGGAAUCACGCUGAAGCACUCGAAUGGGCAAUGUUAGAACUUAGGACACUAGAUUUAUUAAGAGAUCACGGUAUUCCUAAUCAGCUAAUUAAUUCCAUCCAGAAUCAAGCCUCUCUCUUGUUUGAAGUGGCUUUCUUAAAAAAUGCAUCGAGUAAUGCUAAUUUUAUAGGGGUGCUAAGCAGGAUAAACUUCAAGUCAAUGAAACGAAGUUCUAUUGAACUUAUAGCGAACUGUAUUGAAUUGGACAAUUUUUUCUAUGAAAUUUCAAAUAAUGGACUUAUUGGUACAAAUCAGAAAUUGAUGGAAGAAGACCGGCUUGAUAACAAUACUGAUAUGUUUCGUGACGAAUUCAACACUACAAAUGAAACGACAAACAGUUUUCGAAUUCAGUCCAAAUCGACUACAUUAAAUUUCUUCAAUUUAGCAUAUGGAGAAGUAUAUUGUGUUCAAGCUUUAAAAUGCAUUUUAAUUAGAAAUGAAAUUAAAGAAAACAGUACCUUCGAAACAUUUGGUUUCAUAGUUACAUACCUUGAAUCGUUGCGUCCACAGGAAGUGCUAUACUGUCUUUGCUAUUUGUGCAGAAUUCUUGAAAAUGGUGAAAUCAAAUCCUCGGAGAUACCUAUUACGGCUUGGACAAGGUUUGUAAGAAUUUUAGGAGAAGGUCCAUUAACAAAUUUUGAUUUAGAAAGAGACGAAUUGACGAUUAUAGUCGUUUCAAAGUUGCUUACACUUCUGUUUCCUAUAUGGUACGAUAGUUCGGAUGAUGCUUUUAAGAAGGAUUGUUUAGACAUGUGUUCCUGGUUAUUGCAAUGUGGUACUAAGAAUUUAAUAUUAACAGAAGCUUCCAGUAUUGAAUUUUUGAUUUUCAUAAUUACCUAUUUACAAUAUAACGAUCAGAGAAUCAUGGAAGAUAAUGAAAUUAAAUCACUUUUUAUCUCUAAAUUUACAAAAUCGACAAACAACAUAAAAAUCAAGAUACUCCCAUGUUUGGUCAACUAUUUAAAGUCAAUAUCUGUCCCCAAUCAGAUGACUAUUUACAAGGAACUUUUUCUCAAUUUUGACACUCCCCAGCAGUCAAUUGAAGCAUGCGGUACAUUUUGCUUAUUCUUUUGCAUCUUAUCUGAUGCUUCAAUUCAAGUUACAAUUGCUGUAAUUUUCAACUUUAUAGAAUAUUCAAGGUUUGAAUUCUUUUUGCCAUAUAUUAAAGCGGCACUUUCCCUUAUAUAUAAAAGAUUGGAUUUAAAAUCAACAAAGGAUUUAUUUAACUUGUUAAAAUAUGAAAUUCUAAAAUCAUGGUGGAGCUAUGGGUUUGAUAUAAUGCAAUUUCCAUAUGGCUUGUUCGAUUAUGAUAAUAUACCAAGCUUUCUUUCGUCCAAUUAUAAAGAACUAACUGCUAUUUCAAUAUCCACUCAAACAAAUUCUAAUAAUAAUAAUUUUGGUUUCUUAGAAACGAUAUCUUCUGUUAAAAAUUCAGAUCUUGCUAGUCUAAUUUUCGAUAGUUUGACAUUGGCAAUACCAUUGGCAUAUACAAGAGAAGGUAUUAGGAAUGAUAUAUUCAAGAAAUUAUCAGAUAUAUUAAAGGAACAGUAUCGACUACAGAUGAAAGAAAAAUUAGUCUCGAUUAUAUUUGAAGUGAUAAGGCUUACUGAUAUGUCAAAUGAGAAAUAUAUACGAGAUUUAGGACCGAAGAAUGAAGUGAUAUUACAACUUUUUAAAAGUGACUCCCAAACUUUAGAAACCCCAGGUCUGGUGUCAAUAUCACUUCAUUCUAGUUUUGAUCUCAUAAAGGGUCUUGUUGAAAAGUAUAGUGUAAACCCUAAAUCUUUCUGGCAAGGAAACGUGUUAUAUUUUUUAUUUCGCCAUAUUUCAAUAAUUUUUCAUAAUUCAGUCAAUAUCGAACAAAGAUUAUUAUGUUUGAGGAAAUUUAAGCUACUUAUUAUUCUAGGGUAUCAAAAUAUAUUUCUGGUUCAUUUAGCAAACCUUUUGAUUACAACAUUAUCUCCAUUCUUAAAGGAAUCAAAUCUUCAUGAUGAUAUUGCAAAUAUUUUGUCUAUUUUUCGAAUCCAAAAACUAAGCAGGUGUGAUGAAUCUAAAUUCUUGCCAAUAAUUGUGAAACUUGUUUCUUGCUUGAUUGAAGUAGGUGAUAGCAUACCGUUUACUAAUGUGCAUCUUUUAAAAACGGUCGAAGAAUAUAUAAGCUGUUCAAAUAAGGAUAGAAAAGUUCACAUAAUCCUUGAAGCAAGUAUGAACAUUUUGAAUUCGGAACCAGUUGAAUUGACAACGUCUGAUAUUGAAUUCUUUCUAAAUGAUGAGGCUGAAAUAAAACUUUGCACAACGGGUGUGAGUAAUGUACAUAUCAUGAAAUUGAUAUCACUGAUUUUCAUGUUUAUCGAACGUUUUGAUGAAACUGGGGUACACGAAAAUGUUGUAAAAUUAUUAUUGAAUCAAAACGAUGAUAUGCAUUGGCAUUCCAAAACAUUUAGGUUAUGGAGUGCUGAAUACUUAGCGAAAUACUAUUUGAAAGGAGGUUUAAAUAACAAUAUUUCCCAUAUUGUUUCACUAGUAGAGAAUGGCACACCAAUUGAAGAUACUUUUGAAAGUGAUAUAUCCAGCAUGAAUAAUAUUUUGAACGAGAUUCUACUGUAUGUCGUAUCUGAUAAUUUAGAAAUUGCAGCUUGCGCAGAAUCUAUAUUAAGUGUUUUAAUAUGGAAAUUUAAAAUCAAAAGAUCAGAUGUUGAGAAAUUUUUAAAUUUUGAUAAGAUUGAAAACGAAUAUGUACUGUUUAUUGUUCCCUUGGAUUUUCAUUCUUGCAUUAUACUUAAUUCUAAUGAUGAUGAAUUGCUCAUUCUUGGACACACAUUCAAAGAAAUAAUUUCUGAUUUAGGCCAAUCUUUAGAAGGAAUACUGUUCGUAGCGUGGACAAGUCGCUUAUUUCUAUCGAUUACACAAGAGUUGGCAAGAUUUACCAGUAUUGCCCCCUUAUUUGCAAGUUUUGCUACUAAAGUUGAUUCGUUUUCUAAGACAAUCUUACCUGGUUUUAUUUGCUACUAUUUGAACAUUACAGGGAAGGAAGGUUCGAAGCAGGUGAUAAAGCUUCUUUCCGAAUUCAGCAAGCUACACUCGUAUGAAUCCGACUUUGUUGAAUUCCUUAUACAAACAUUACUAAAAAUCAGAAUGGGGGCAAAAAAAUCAAUUCCUAUAUUUAUGGAGGUUUAUCUGAGUCUAAAUCUAGAUUACUUUUAUCGUAUUGCUGCGGAAAAUAACUACUCCAAAACUGCGUUAAUGUUAUUUGAGGAUGAACUUAGCAAUUCUGAAAAGGUUAUAGAUUGGCUGGGAAAUUCAAAACUCCUAUCUAAUAUUUAUGAAUCAAUUGAUAAUGAUGAUUUGAUAUUUGGUCUACCCGAAGAAACAUCGUUGGAAUAUGCCAUCAAUAUGAUAAAUAGAAGGAAGGAAAGUUCAGACCAAUUUAGAUUUGAUAGUGGUUUAUUUGAUACUAGUAUUUCUUUUGAUUUAGAAACGAAGAAUACUAGAGUUCUCAAUUCCAUGAUUCGCAAUGGAUUUUUAGGUGUUUCGAAAUUAGUCAGUAAAAAUCUAGAUAAUGGAGAUAAAAAUAACGCAACUUUUGAAUGGGCAUGGAAAUUAAACUGUUGGGAUAUUCCUUCUCCGCGAGAAGCAAAUGAAGAGCAUCAGAUUAUCUAUAAAACCUUGAAGCAAAUUCAUGAUUACCCGAGUUAUGCAAAUGAAGCCUGUGAGGAGUCGUUAUUGCAGACUUUGUAUAGUAAGGAUACUAUAACCAACUACAGUUCCAGCCCAAAAGAAUUCCGAUUGAAUAUUGAAAGAUGGCUCAUUAGUUUGACGUGUAUUUACAAUAUCAGAGACGUUUUACACUAUAAAGAAUCUAAUUUUGAAGGUCUUCUACAUGAAUUUUCUAAAUGCACAAAUUGGUUUGAGCAGGCAGAUUUUGAUUGGUCCGAAAAUAUACUCCUAGCAAGGAAAUCAGCAUUGCAAAUAUUGGCUGAAUCAUCUGCUGAUAUAUCGUCGCUUACAAAAGAAAGCAUGUGGUUAUGUUCAUUACAUGAUUUGAUAAGAUACAAUUCAAUCGCCAUAAUUGCUGAUGAACUGCAAAAGCUGGUCAAUUCAAUUGUUAUGAUAAAUGAGCUUUCUAAGUCAAAGUUUUCUGAGUCUGAUCAUUUGCUUAAGGAUAGUAUUAGCCAACUUACAAAAUAUCAAAUAGCUCGAACACUCUGGCAACAAGGGCAAACUAGUAUACCUGUUAUAAUGUUGAAAGAAUUGCAACAGAAUGAAGCGAUCAACCUUUCAAUUAGUAAUAUGCAUAUUACACCAAGUUUGAUUAAUGCAAAUUUAGUUGAGUGGAUGUCAAAAUCGAGACAGGACUUGGCAUCAAAUAUUAUGGAAAAAUAUGUUUUGCCUACUGCUGAUAUGGUAACAUCGGUUAAAGAAAUGGAUCAAAAAGCUAAGGUAUAUGAAAUUCUAGCGAAUUUUUGUGAAACUCAGUUCAGGUCUCGUGGUUUGAAUGACCAUAUAUAUAAGCUAGAAAAGCUGGUUGAAUUGAAGAAGUCCGAGAUAGAAGAAUUGAAAACACAUUAUAGCAGAAUGCCAGUUGCAGCUGACGAGAAAAAAAGUGCUCAGCGAUACUAUUCAAAAUUAAAAGCUCAAUAUAUCGCGGAAUUAUCUGAUCUAAAUUCAUUGAAAAGAAGUAUAAGUGAAUUUUCUGACAAGGCUGUUGAGUUUUAUUUGAAGAGUAUAUUAACUGAUGGUGAUAGUGAUGAGAAUUUAGACAAAUUUUUUGCUUUAUGGUUAGAGCAUUCAAAUAAAGAUGAAUUACAUGUGACUCUUUCCGAUAAUAUUUUGUCAUUGCCAAAUCACAAAUUAAUCAGUUGGUCAACCCAAUUGAUAUCCCGUCUUUCCAGUGAAUCAUCCAAAUUCCAAAGCUUAUUGAAAUCUUUAAUUGUGGGUCUAUGUUUCGACCAUCCAUAUCAUUCGUUGUAUGGCUUGAUUUCUUUAAAAAAGCAUGAAUCGUAUGCAAAAAAGAGUUCCAAUGUAUUACUUAUCUCAAAAUCUCUAGCUGCAAACGAUAUCUGGCAACAGCUCAUUACACGAGGUAACAAAAAAGUCAGCGAAAUACUUCUUAAUGUUGAAAAAUUCUGUGAUGAGUCAAUUAAACUAGCAGAAUAUAAAGUACCUAAAGGAAAGUCAAUUCAGUUGGGCAGUUUAAAAGUUGGAGAUUACUGGCUUAAUCAUUUAUCUCACAUUCCACCACCAACUAUAAGCUUGACUGUAGAUUUAUCAACUAGCUAUGAUAAUGUAAUUUAUUUGGAGAGGAUUGAUCCUAGAGUGACUAUUGCAACAUCCGGUCUAAGUUUACCAAAAAUUGCCUCAUUCUACUUAUCUAAUGGUUCGGAACAUAAGGUUUUAUUGAAGCAUGGGACUGAUGAUUUGCGUCAAGAUUCUAUUAUGGAACAAGUAUUUGAAAAGGUUAACAAUAUUUUCAAGAAAGAUAAAGAAACAAGGAAACGGGAGCUAAAAGUAAGAACAUAUAAAGCUGUUCCAUUGGGUCCUGAAACUGGUAUUAUCGAAUUCGUACCCAAUUCAAUAGCACUAAUAGAUUCUAUCAGACCCUAUCAUAUGAAAAUUGAUAUAUUGAAGGCAGAUAAGGCUAGAGAUUUAAUGAAGACCUGUCAAUCUGCAGACAAAACAGAGAGAUAUAAGACGUAUGAUAAAAUAAGCAAGAAAAUAUCGCCAGUUUUAAGAUAUUUCUUUUUUGACAACUAUGUUACUCCCGACACUUGGUUUGAUUGUAGAACUUCGUAUACUCGUGGAAUUGCCACAACUUCAGUUGUAGGCCAUAUAUUGGGUUUGGGUGAUAGGCAUUGCAAUAAUAUUUUAUUGGAUAAAAGUUCUGGUGAGCCUAUUCACAUUGAUUUAGGUGUAGCCUUUGACCAAGGUAAGAGAUUGCCAAUACCCGAAACUGUACCUUUUAGGCUAACGAGAGAUAUAGUGGAUGGUUUUGGAAUUACUGGGGUUAAUGGGGUUUUUAACAAGUCUUGCGAACACACUUACAGAGUAUUGCGGCAAAACAAGGAACACAUACUAGCAAUUUUAGAUGUACUACGUUGGGAUCCCUUGUAUUCUUGGAGUCUAUCCCCUAUAAGGAGGAAAAAGUUACAAAAUGAAGGAGAUAGAACUGAAAUGGGUCACUUGAACCCCCAAGAAGACGGUUCAGAAGGUGGACGGGCAGUUUUGAUGGUUUCAGAUAAGCUUACUGCUGGUGGCUUGAGUGUAGAAGCAAUAGUUAGAGAACUUAUCCAAGAGGCGACAAGUCCACAUAAUUUGGCAUUAAUAUAUUGCGGAUGGUGCCCAUUUUACUAG